This is a messenger RNA of Mustela erminea (ermine), 1475 nucleotides long. It is a transcript of the gene RBM38, whose product is annotated as RNA binding motif protein 38. Gene Ontology annotation, cellular component: cytosol. Gene Ontology annotation, molecular function: RNA binding. The record is from RefSeq and is a predicted model, not a curated record. Bases 183 to 899 code for a protein of 238 amino acids. The transcript has 4 exons. NCBI's taxonomy places the organism in Eukaryota, Metazoa, Chordata, Mammalia, Carnivora, Mustelidae.
AGUGCCCGCAGCGCCGGCCAGAGCGCAGCGCAGCGCAGCGAGGCGCACACGGCGCGAGCGGCCCGCGAGUGGACGGGCCCGGCGGCUGGACCGGCGCCGGUGCUGCCCUGCUCGCUCCCCGCCGCCGCCCAUGAGCCCAGCGCCGCGCGGCCCGGGUCUGUAGGCGGCGGGGCGCCCCCCCCAUGCUGCUGCAGCCCGCGCCGUGCGCUCCGAGCGCGGGCUUCCCGCGGCCCCCGGCCGCCCCCGGCGCCAUGCACGGCUCGCAGAAGGACACCACGUUCACCAAGAUCUUCGUGGGCGGCCUGCCCUACCACACCACCGACUCCUCGCUCAGGAAGUACUUCGAGGGCUUCGGGGACAUCGAGGAGGCCGUGGUCAUCACCGACCGUCAGACGGGCAAGUCCCGCGGCUACGGCUUCGUGACCAUGGCGGACCGGGCAGCAGCUGAGAGAGCUUGCAAAGACCCUAAUCCCAACAUUGACGGCCGCAAGGCCAACGUGAACCUGGCCUAUCUGGGUGCCAAGCCGAGGAGCCUCCAGACGGGCUUUGCCAUUGGUGUACAGCAGCUUCACCCCACCUUGAUCCAGCGGACUUAUGGGCUGACCCCCCACUACAUCUAUCCGCAAGCCAUUGUGCAGCCCAGUGUGGUGAUCCCGGCCGCCCCCGUCCCGUCGCUGUCCUCGCCCUACAUCGAGUACACGCCAGCCAGCCCGGCCUAUGCCCAGUACCCGCCGGCCACCUUCGACCAGUACCCGUACGCCGCCUCACCUGCCACGGCCGCCAGCUUCGUGGGCUACGGCUACCCGGCCGCCCUGCCUCAGGCGCUGUCGGCCGCAGCCCCCGCCGCCGCCUUCGUGCAGUACCAGCCGCCGCAGCUGCAGCCCGACCGGAUGCAGUGAGGGGGGCCGCGGACCCGCACCCCCACGCCGGCCAGCGGCUCCGGGGCGCAGCCCCGCACGGGGCCUCCGGAGACCCUUUGGGACGCCCGCCUGAGCCCAGCCGGACUGGAGGCCGCGUCUCCUUCGAUCCAGGCCCCGCGGCGUCUUGGGGGAGAACCUUGGGGGACGAGGCUGACCGAACGCUGUCCGGAGAUGCACCCGGGACCCAUCUCCCCGGACCUCGCCCCACCGCCGCCCUUCCUCCCGUGUCUCGCGCCCCUCCCCGCCCCCCAGCACCACCAGGACCUGCCCCCUCUGCGGACCAGCUGCCCGGCAGGCUGUGCAGACUCUGUCCCGCUCCAGAUGCCUUAGUCCAGCGCCGCCCAAGGGCGUGGGGGCGGGGGUGUGCUGCAGGUGCAUCCAUGGGGCCCUGAGCUGCAGGGGCGGGGGGCACCUGCCUCCGGAAUUCACACCUUCUAGAGCACGGCCUGCCCCCUGCCCAGGCUCCCAGCCGCAGCAGGGCCGCUGGCAGUGUCCCUUUUUGUCGAAGCUGCAACUCUUUUUCUUACCGUCGAUGUUUUGCUACUAAGAUGAUUU